GGAAAUCAGUGGAGUCGCGUUGGCAUUUCUAUCAGCCACCGUUCGAGAGCAGGGGAGAAACCGAGCCUGUCCGCCGAGCUCUGGAGAAGGACAUGAGAAGGUCUUCACCAUGGACACAGAGAUGAUGCCAAAAUUCUCCUCAAAAGAUGAGGAAAUCGAUUACUGGAAGUGUUUGUCUCUCAAAUACAAAAAGAGUUGUCAUGACGCUCAGGAGGAGCUGCAGGAGUUUCAGGAGGGCAGUCGAGAGCUGGAGGCCGAGUUGGAGGCUCAGCUGGGUCAGGCUGAACAUCGCAUCCGAGAUCUGCAGUCCGAGAACCAGAGGCUGAAGAGCGAGGUGGACAUACUCAAGGAAAAAAAUAGCUUGCAGUAUGCACAGAGCUAUAAGCAGAUCUCCAUGCUGGAGGACGACCUGCUCCAAACACGCGGCAUCAAGGAACAACUGCACAAAUAUGUCAGAGAGCUGGAGCAGGCGAACGAUGACCUGGAGCGAGCCAAAAGGGCCACCAUCACGUCUUUGGAGGACUUUGAGCAGAGGCUGAACCAGGCAAUUGAGAGGAAUGCUUUCCUGGAGAGUGAACUGGACGAGAAGGAGUCUCUGCUGGUCUCAGUUCAGAGGCUCAAAGAUGAAGCUAGAGACCUGAGGCAGGAGUUGGCUGUAAGAGAGAGGACGUCAGAUGUGACCAGGAUGUCAGCCCCCAGUUCUCCUACACUAGACAUUGAUAAGACAGACUCUGCUGUGCAGGCCUCGCUGUCUCUCCCAGCUACACCUGUGGGGAAGAACAUGGAGCAUCCUUUCAUUGGCACAAAAGCGUUGACCAAUGGCUGUGGAAAUGGCUCCCCCCUCACACCAUCUGCACGGAUCUCAGCUCUUAACAUCGUCGGUGACCUUCUGCGGAAAGUCGGGGGUAAUUCCUCAAUGCUUCAGUCAUGUGCUCUCGAGUCUAAGCUAGCGGCCUGUAGAAAUUUUGCCAAGGAUCAGGCAGCAAGGAAAAACUACACCACAGGAAAUGGGAACCUCAUCAACAGCAACGCAACCAAGUUCUCUCAUUCGCUCCACACAACGUAUUUGACAAGACGUAAGACUAUGAAUGGACUGGAUCCCGGAGCUCUGAGCGCUGCAAUAGCCUCCCCGCGGGCCGUGUCUCCUCCAGGGCUGCUCCCUCUCAGCGUUUGACACACUUUCUCAAGCGACCCUCCACACAAACUCUGACACAUCGUGCAAAUGGAGAGGACUCUCGAAAGAGCGUGUGAGUGUGUGUGAAAGAGCGAUCGACAAGGCUCAAGCGUGUCUGACAGAUACAUGUCGGGCGUGAGGGUUAGUUCCUGUCAACCUCUGUUCUCCUGAGGUCUCACCUAAAGCCAGCAAACGACAAAGGUCUGAAUCAGACCCACAGCUUCUGUGUGACUGUUUUUAGUGUGACACA
Danio aesculapii is the source of this 1424-nucleotide messenger RNA. RefSeq names its product nudE neurodevelopment protein 1-like 1b (gene ndel1b). Gene Ontology annotation, cellular component: centrosome; kinesin complex; kinetochore. NCBI's taxonomy places the organism in Eukaryota, Metazoa, Chordata, Actinopteri, Cypriniformes, Danionidae. The record is from RefSeq and is a predicted model, not a curated record. Gene Ontology annotation, biological process: mitotic centrosome separation; establishment of mitotic spindle orientation; cell migration. Gene Ontology annotation, molecular function: microtubule binding.